Ylistrum balloti is the source of this 1796-nucleotide messenger RNA. RefSeq lists its product as uncharacterized. Lineage: Eukaryota; Metazoa; Mollusca; Bivalvia; Pectinida; Pectinidae. The transcript is spliced from 6 exons. Bases 75 to 662 code for a protein of 195 amino acids. The record is from RefSeq and is a predicted model, not a curated record.
GUGUGUAACACUGUGUCUUUCUCGGGUUCCUGCGUGUAACACUGUGUCUUUCUCGGGUUCCUACGUGUAACACUAUGCACGAUUUUACAACAACGAAACAACAAAGGAUGACCCCAGUGUGGUUUUACCAGGUAGUCUUGGUGUCAGUGUUAUACUCAUUUGCUGGCAGCGUCUCGCUCAAAACACAUUCACGAGAUAAUACCUUAUACGUGAAAGCUGGAAACAACAGAGGUGACAAUGUUAAGUUCAGUAUUAAGGACAGUGGGCAUGCUGUAAACUGUGGACCGGCGGCUAAUAAGAUGGACUUCAGCUGGUCCCCAAAGAUCUUGCAUCCUUCUUCAAAGCAGUUGACAGUAAAUCUGGAUAUGUUGGCCACGGUCGAUCUCGACUUGGGUCAGGUUUUUCUCAAUGCUACUGAUAAAAUGGCACCAGACACGCCCAUAUUUCAAGUGAACAGGACGGGUGGAUGCCAGAGUCUCCAAAGUUUUGGUUUUAAAAAUCUCAGCUGCCCCGUUAAGACAAACGACACAUUAAAGACGUAUAUAACGAAAACACAAGUACCUACCUUUCCUGAGGGUGAGUUUAUUAUCACUAUCGUCGUUUAUAACGAGAAGAAGGAGAUGUUUCUGUGUCUGAAAGCGGACAUCACUGUCCAAACUUGACCUUGUUGGAGUUGGAAAGAUCUGUCAACACAUGACGUCAUUAUAAUGUGAACCAGUUGGUGACACGCUUUCUGUUUGCUUUUCGAACUAGAAAUGUUUUAUGAUGUUAUACAAACGAUUACUUUGCCAAAACUGGAAAUUUCGUAUUCUGACAGGUAACUGAUUUCCAUUGUAUUGCACAAAACAUGUUUGAUCCUGAACAAAAAAUUACAUGUUGGAAGUUCCGUUAUUAUACUGAGAAUUGAGCUCAUAAGAAGACAUGUUCCAUGUGAAAAGAAUCGUUUUCUAUCGACAUUUAUCACUUGAAUGCCGACUCAGACGAGGGUCGCUUAUUAAACGUUUUAUAGGGCCGGGUGUCUGACCUUCGUCGUAAACUAUUGUGAUUACCAUACUACUGUAUGAUAUAAUCUGUAUAUCUAAUGUACGGAAUUAUGCGCCUUAAAGUAUAUCAGGAACACUUGUACUAUAUUUUUAUAAUCCUUUUGCACGACCUUGUCUAAUUUUGAUUCCCGUUAAAGUUGUCUAAGCCAGAGAUGGAUGUUAUCACAUCAAUCCUAGGCCGUACACGUGUAUGUUUUAUACGUGUUCAUGCUCUGUAAGUACAGUUUGGAAUCUCUCAAUAGUCCAGAUCAUUUUUUGUUUCCUCAAACUGAAAUAAAAUGUCAGUUACAAUACAUUGCUUAAAGUUACAAAUUUCAAAAACAACGAUAUUUUCAUUACUUGUAUGUCGUUAAAAUACUGAUACUAAUCUAAAUCGAGAUCGAUUGUCAUUGUUGACUUUAACAUAACACAUUCCAGGCUUACGCUCUGAUGUGAUACUGUGAACUUGCUAUGUAUUUAACGUGUGUAUGGUACACUGAUAUUGUCAUUUCAUGAUUUCUUUGUUGUCAUUUUCAAAUAGAUUAGAAUUUUAAUGUUUAUUUUGCAAUACUAAUGUUGUUUGAUAUCGUUUUUUGUAUAUAAUAUAUAUUAAUUGUGAUCCACGAUUUGACCUUUACAUUUGUGUAAGUUUUUGUAAGCUAUAUUCGGGUGCAUGAUACUGACAAUAAAUAUAUAAUGAACAUCAUUAUAUACCACGAUAUAAUUUGUUAUGUGUUUUGGUGGCAUUUAUGUGAGUUGACGUAAUUAUUCUGU